Molecule: messenger RNA, 1194 nt
Organism: Punctularia strigosozonata HHB-11173 SS5
Lineage: Eukaryota; Fungi; Basidiomycota; Agaricomycetes; Corticiales; Punctulariaceae
Exons: 11
Coding region: 1-1194 (397 amino acids)
Source: RefSeq, a predicted model, not a curated record
AUGGCGUCUGUGUCUGUUAAUUCCACACAAAUCCAUGACAUGUUCGUGACGGAAUGGAAAUACCUUGCUGCUCCUUUCAUCAUUGAGACGUUUUCCUUCGGUGAGCUGUCGACUCAAGCUUUGCAGAUGGUAGCGCUUACAUACGCUUCCGUGAGGCGUCGCCAUUACCUCAACUCUAACUUGGGGGUAUUGGCUCCUGUGAUUGACAAGCAUCUACUUGGCCAGCACAUGGGGUUGCUCCAGUCUCGUCUGGCUAUCCCAAAGCUUCAACUGGUUCUUGUAAUGGGAGGAUGCGGCCUUAUUACUCUCCAGGCUCUUGGUAUCAUGAAAACAGCCCCCCUCCCUAGCAUGUUAGCGAUAAGCCUCAAUAUACCUGGAGUUUAUCUCCCAUUCAUCACCGAGACCGCAUUAUUUGGUCUCAUCAUCAUCACAAUCAAUGUCGUUAUAAGCGAUUCUGUCGUGUUGUGGCGCAUGUGGAUUAUUUGGAAUAGAAAGCGGAAUAUAUUCAUUCUAUCGGUAAUCUUGCUCUUCCUGACAAUAGGAUCAUCCAUCGCAAACAUCGCUCUCACUCGAGCCUCUGGAGACACUCGUCAUGGGGAAUUCAUAGCCCUUCCUACAUUCAGCUAUAAUACAUGGGGCCUGGUGACUAGUGCUUCGUCAACUGCGUCCAACAUGAUAGCUACCUGCUUGAUUGCAUAUAAGGGAUGGAGGCAUCGGGCAACGAUUACCGCGAGUCUCAGGAAUGGUACUCGUCGCACUCAGGCUGAGAGAACAAUGAGUAUUCUGGUUGAAUCGGGCGCCAUUUACUGUAUUGUUUGGGUUGCCAUCUCGGUCCUAGAGACUCCCCGCCUCAUUGAUCAUGUUGGUACCGCGAUGGCGCAAAUCACGGCAAUCUAUCCUCUGCUGAUCUUGAUCCUCGUCGCCUUGGAACAGAUACGGAAGCGGAAUGUAACGAUUGGGAAACUACCGAUUCCAACAGAACCAGCACAUGCGAAGAACCAAAACACGACGCUUGAGGUAGGGCACACCAAGGCCGGACAAUGGCAGCUCGGUGAUACAGUUUUGACGCGACCCGAUAAGACCUACAUGUAUAUUUGCGGACAGGACAUUGACACAGUAGCAUAUCUACUUCGUCUCCAUGCAGUUCAUUGGGUACGGCAACACAACUCGUCCUCAGAGCAGGAUCAAGCUUGA